This is a messenger RNA of Diversispora eburnea, 793 nucleotides long. NCBI's taxonomy places the organism in Eukaryota, Fungi, Glomeromycota, Glomeromycetes, Diversisporales, Diversisporaceae. The record is from the annotation of a GenBank genome assembly.
GCUCGAUCAAGAGUUUCCUCUCAACAAAGGAUGGGCCUUGAAAGAGAACCUAAAACUUGGUAAUAAGAGUGGGGGAAAAUGUAUAUCAAAAAAGGUGGUUCAGUAUUUACAAGGUUACUUUUUAGCUGGAAACUUGAGAGCUGUGGAUCGUUAUUCACCUGAAAAUAUGCAUACCUGCCUAGAAGAACUAGCUGUAGAAGGAGAAAUUGCCUUGGAAGAAAUACCAACAGUAAAAACUAUCAAAGGGUGGAUAGGAAGGUAUAGUGCCAAUUUCAAGAAAGAAGCAUCAGAGCGAGCAUUGGUAGAGAGUAAUAAGGAAAAUAUAAAUAUUGAUAGAAAUAUUGAAGGAAAUAAUGGAACAUUUUGGGCUUUUUGGGAGAAUCUGAUAUGGAACCGUUUGAAAAGAAAAUUGACUGUUACACUGAGUCUCGAGGAAAACGUUAAUCGUGAGGGAGGCAAUAGAAGAGAAACUGCACAACUGUUGCUCGAUAAGUACAAAAAAGUAAGUAUAAGACUUUUGGAGCUUUUUAUUUUGGAAAUGCAAAAUUUUGUUAAGGCGUGGGUGGCUUUUAUACCGGCCUUUAUUGGGGGGCGUAGGAGACUUUAUAGGUCAAGCCGUUCUGCGUUCGAGGGUUAUAGACGCGAUCGUAAAAGUGCGAGAACUUGGAAUAAUGGAAGAUCUAACAGUAAGAUUGCAGUUAAUUCUAAAAAGCGCGAGAAAUUAUCAGUAGAAAUAGGAGAGUUUGACAUACCAGAAUAUCAGAAUGAGCCGGCUGCCAAAAAACGUAAGUAG